CAAGCUGGUGUCCAGAUUGGGAAUGCUUGCUGGGAACUCUAUUGCUUGGAACAUGGAAUCCAACCAGAUGGCAUUGUUCUUGACAGUACCAAGGAUCAGUUGCCAAAUGCUAAAAUGGAGCACAGGAAAGCAUCUUUUGAUAACUUCUUCUGUGAGACAAGAGCUGGGAAGCACGUGCCCAGAGCACUCUUCAUGGACCUGGAACCAACUGUUAUAGAUGGGAUUCGGACCGGGAAGUACUGCUCACUCUUCCACCCAGAGCAACUCGUCAGUGGAAAGGAGGAUGCUGCAAACAACUAUGCCCGAGGUCGCUACUCCAUGGGGUCAGAGAUCAUCGACCUUGCAGAACAGUGCAGUGGACUCCAGGGAUUUUUGAUUUUCCGAAGCUUUGGAGGAGGCACUGGAUCAGGAUUUACAUCUCUGUUAAUGGAACGGCUCUCGAUAGAAUAUAGCAGGAAGACUAAGUUGGAGUUCUCUGUCUACCCAGCCCCCAGGAUCUCCACUGCUGUGGUGGAGCCUUACAACUCCAUCCUCACCACCCAUUCAACCAUUGAGUACUCAGACUGUACCUUCAUGGUGGACAAUGAGGCCAUUUAUGACAUAUGCCACCACAAACUUGGUGUCGAACGCCCCUCUUAUGCCAGCAUUAAUAGGUUGAUAGGUCAAGUGGUGUCUUCCAUUACUGCUUCUCUCCGGUUUGAAGGGCCCUUGAAUGUAGACCUAAUUGAAUUCCAGACCAACCUAGUACCCUAUCCCAGAAUACAUUUCCCCAUGUCAACCUUUGCCCCCAUCAUCUCUGCCGACAAAGCCUACCAUGAGCAGUUCUCUGUGUCAGACAUCACCGCCGCUUGCUUUGACUUCUCCAACCAGCUGGUCAAGUGUGAUCCUCGGCUUGGGAAGUACAUGGCCUGCUGCCUACUGUACAGAGGGGAUGUGGUCCCUAAGGAUGUGAAUACAGCAAUUGCAGCCAUGAAGUCGAGGAAGUCUGUUCAGUUUGUAGACUGGUGUCCCACUGGUUUUAAGGUGGGCAUCAACAAUCAGCCACCCACCGUGGUGCCGAGAGGGGACCUGGCCAAAGUCCAGCGGACCGUCUGCAUGCUGAGCAACACCACGGCCAUUGCGGAGGCCUGGGCCCGCCUGGACCACAAGUUUGACCUCAUGUACACCAAGCGGGCAUUUCUGCAUUGGUACAUUAAAGAAGGCAUGGAAGAAGGGGAGUUCUCAGAAGCCAGGGAGGAUUUGGCGGUGCUGGAGAAGGAUUAUGAGGAAGUGGGGCUAAGUUUUUGA
Molecule: messenger RNA, 1287 nt
Organism: Choloepus didactylus (southern two-toed sloth)
Lineage: Eukaryota; Metazoa; Chordata; Mammalia; Pilosa; Megalonychidae
Gene: TUBAL3
Product: tubulin alpha like 3
Exons: 3
Coding region: 115-1287 (390 amino acids)
Biological process (GO): mitotic cell cycle; microtubule cytoskeleton organization
Cellular component (GO): cytoplasm; microtubule
Molecular function (GO): GTP binding; structural constituent of cytoskeleton
Source: RefSeq, a predicted model, not a curated record